Messenger RNA from Strongylus vulgaris, 333 nucleotides. The record is from the annotation of a GenBank genome assembly. NCBI's taxonomy places the organism in Eukaryota, Metazoa, Nematoda, Chromadorea, Rhabditida, Strongylidae.
AUGGGUGAAAAUCCUCCCAAGGAUGCAAAACUAUUCUUCUCCGUUGAACGAUUCGAUUACACAAAAGGAAUUAAGGAGAAACUUGAAGCCUAUAGACGGUAUUUUCAGAAGUAUCCAAGUCGUAUAGGCAAAGAUACUCUGUAUCAGGUUGCCGUGACAAAUCGACGAUCAGUUCAUACAUAUCGGGUCUACCAAGACACCUGCGUGGAACUAGCCAAGAAAAUUACGAAUGAAUUCCAUGAUCCGAAAAACCCAGCAUGGAAACCGCUGGUAUUUGUAACAGAUGGUCGGUCCAUUUUCUUUUUAGCUCUACCUUCCAGACUGUUUCUAUAA